AGGAGCCGGGAGCAGCACACGCAGCCUCCGCUCGCAGGAGACAGACAGACUGAAGGGAGGAGGCGGAGGCGGCGGCGCUGUGAGGGUCUUCAGCUGCUCUGCGAAAGGCAGCCCUCCGCCCUGGGGCGGCUGAGAUGGAGGGGCUUUCGGAGGGAAGAAUAACUGAAAUUACUGGCUGAACAGGAUGAGUAUUAAUUAAAUAGAAUUCAAAGUUGCACUGUGGCUUCCUGAAACAAUUGUGCCUGCACAAGUGAAUGGUAAAGCUCAAAGUGAUCACCAGAAAAGGAGUGAAGAAUAUCUCUGUCUGACUUUAAGCAAAAUGAGCACACAAACAAGCGACAGUACCCUAUGAUGUCCUCCAAGCAGAGACUUAGACUAAAUGUUGAACUUCUUUUUAUGCAUGGAAUGGCUGCUAUCUUCUUCACAAAUACAAUGGCUAUAAUUCUUUGUCAGGACGGUUGAGGCACUUCACCUGCACUUGCCAUUUGAAUUUGUGACACAUCCUAUUUUCCCCAGGUCUUAACGGACCUGAGAACAAGUGGGAACUGAGAGAUGUUAAAUGCUGGAUUGGGAUAAAAAAAUGGACACUCACGUGUGAAGAUGGAAGUAACUUGAUCCCUCCAACUGCAUAAACUGCCUCUGGAAAGUAAAGGUUAAGAUUGGAGUCACAAGCUUUAGUGGAAGAGCAGUAUGCAGGAAGCUGGUUUUCAGGCCACAAAUGCUUUCACAGAGUGCAAAUUCACCUGCACCAGUGGCAAAUGCUUAUAUCGUGCCUCACUGCUCUGCAAUGAACAGAAUGAUUGUGGGGAUAAUAGCGAUGAAGAGAACUGCUUACUUGUAACUGAACAUCCACCUCCAAGCAUUUUCAGCUCGGAACUAGAGUUUAUUCAGAUUAUCAUCAUCAUAGUGGUGAUAACUGUUAUGAUAGUAGUGAUCAUCUGCUUGCUGAAUCAUUAUAAGGGGUCAACAAGGUCCUUCAUCAGUCGUCAGAGCCAAAGCAGAAGGCAAGAGGACUCUUUGCAACCAGAGGGGUGUCUGUGGCCUUCUGACAGCUCAUCUUCUCGACAAGGACCUUCAGAGAUAAUGUAUGCCCCACGUUCCAGGGACAGGUUUACCACUCCAUCUUUUCUGCAGCGAGAACAUUUCAGUCGUUUCCAGCCAACUUAUCCCUAUGUGCAGCACGAGAUUGAUCUGCCUCCUACAAUCUCUCUUUCUGAUGGUGAAGAGCCACCACCGUACCAAGGCCCCUGCACUCUGCAGCUUCGGGAUCCAGAACAACAGAUGGAACUUAACAGAGAAUCUGUGAGGGCACCACCAAACAGAACUAUAUUUGACAGCGACUUGAUAGAUGUUUCAGUAUACAAUGCGGGCCCUUGCCCACCCAGCAGCAAUUCGGGAAUAAGUGCAACCAAUUAUAGCAGUAAUGGAAGGAUGGAAGGACCACCCCCAACUUACAGUGAGGUCAUGGGGCAUUAUCCGGGUUCCUCUUUUUUCCAUCACCAGCAAAGCAACGCACCUUCUUCAUCACAGAGGGGGAGCAGACUUCAGUUUCAGCAGAACAAUUCAGAGAGCACAAUAGUCCCUAUUGAAAGCAAAGACAGGAAACCAGGAAACUUUGUCUAGUUUCUUUUUCCAUGUGCACUUGAAGAGAGAUGGGAGAAUCAAACAGGAGCAUAAGGGAAGCUUCUAUGCCCCUGUGCACAAUAUUGUUAAAAGUCUCAUGUGACACAAUUUAGUAAAACCAAACAUACAAAGCUGUUCUUUAUUUCUGAUUCCUUUAAGGGGAAUUGCAUGAAAAUUGUUUUGAAAUAAUUGCAACCUUCCAUUCAGUUUGGCCAUGAGCAGUGUUUUUUUAAAAAUAUAUUAUUUUUUUAAUAACGCAUUUGAAUUAUUUAAUUCUAAGAAGUAACUUAGGCACAGAAACAUGCCUCGAUUGGCCUGUUUUAUAGUAAGUUAAAGCCUAAAAGAGGAGAGUAAGAAAGAUUACUAGCUAAAUGGGGGCAAAAUUGGCCAGUUUGCUUUCCCCCCCUUCUCCCAGAAUAUAUGAUUUCUUUUUUCCUGUUUCCACAUUUAUGUUGUGUGCCAAGUUUUUUUUAGAAAAAAAACCCUAAAUGAAUACAAGGAGUUAAUUUGUGUUGUGAUACUAGUGUGUUAAAUUUGCACUAUCUUUCAUGUUUUAAAUAUCUACGAAGGAACUGUUUUACCUAUAAGGUGGUUCUAUAAGGUGUCUUUUCACCUUUUCAUUAUUAGCCCCAGGACUUUGCCCAGGCCUCUGUUGAUGAUCCCCAUUUUGGGGCAUACAGAUUUAAAUAGGUUUCUUAUCAUUCUACAUAACUGACAAUAAAUGAUAGAAGAUGUUUUAACAGGUUACUGUUUGCAAUAAUUUUGCAUUCAAAUAGGGUAUCAGCAAAUUGUCUUAGAAAUUUAUAGGUGGAAGAAAGCAAAUGUGAAAAUACAGAAGCACCUUCUUUAGGUGGUUUUUAGCUAUAAGCCAUUUGUUUCACUAGAACAGACUAAAUGCCACAUUUACUUUUUUUUUGUAACUACAGCUAUAACUUAACUGCUUGUCACCCUUUUUUUUUACACAAUUCAGUGUCAGUAGUACUUAAAGCUUUUGCAAAUUUUUAUCUUCAGUGUAGUCCAUAAUAUAUUCAGUCAUAUAGCCUUACUUACAUCAUACAAUAAAUGAUUUAAAAAGUACAACAUGGAUUCUGCUAUUAAAUUAUAAUUAUGUUGUUUAAUAUUAAUUUUUUGUGUUUUACUUUCUAAAGACAGUGAUCUGUUCUCAGUCUGCGUUUCUUAUCUGAUAAUGUGGGAAUAAUUGAUUGCAGAAUGCUACCAGGAACUGCUUCGGAGUAUUAAUCAGUUUUACAAUUGGUUAAUGUUGUUCUUCUGCAUCAAACUGAUUUUAAAUUAUUGUGCAAGCAAUCACAUAAUGUUUUAGAUCUUUUUUUCUUAAUUGAAAUUUCUUAUCCUCUUGAAUGCCACGUUAGGACUGCUCCAGUUUUUAGACUUGGACUCUAAAGUAUUCCAGCAAUUUUGAUCUGUUUUGGAAUCCUCAGUUAUUGGCUUUUAUGCUUGAUCAUGUGUUUUUAGUAAAUUGAAAGAGUUUUGAAGGAAAUGGUUUUCUAUUUGAAAGCACAGCUAAAGCACAACAGGCACUUCAAAUAUGGUGAGCAAAUGAACUUUAAAAGAAAACAAAAGAAAAUCUAUAGAGUUCUGAUAUUCUGGGCAAAAUUGCAAUUGCACACAAGUUUCCUUCAAAUUUCCCUUUUUAAUGAUUUUUAUAGACAACAUUUUCCUAAUUGAAAUAGUCUAACAAGGACAUCAAUGGCACUAUAAUAAUGUACUGUACUGAUACCUUUGUUCUGUUUGCAGAAUUAUUUUUUCUCUUUCCGGAGGACUUCUAUAACCUGAAAGCUCCCAGCUUUCCGGAUCAGCAUGGAUAACAGGAACUGUAGUAGAACAUACCUUCAAGGCACAAGAUUGGGAAAGCUCCUUUUAUACUAAUCAGAUUGCUAUUUAAUUUUAAUGUAACUUGUGGUUAUAUGCAGAAAAAGACUUUUAACAGUUGUGUACCUGCCUCCUAACUGAGUAAAUGGUGAUGUUUUAAUUUCUAGACCUAAGGUCUGUUCUUGCAAUACUUCUAAGGGAAAAUAUUGCUCUAAGUGCUAUUGUUAGUUUUAAAUACAAAUUUUAUGCUUGUUCUUAAGAAGCUGUGGUUAAACUGCAGAACAAAACUAUUAAAAAAAUGCAGCAUUAA
Ahaetulla prasina is the source of this 3763-nucleotide messenger RNA. RefSeq names its product low density lipoprotein receptor class A domain containing 4 (gene LDLRAD4). Lineage: Eukaryota; Metazoa; Chordata; Lepidosauria; Squamata; Colubridae. The transcript is spliced from 8 exons. Gene Ontology annotation, cellular component: Golgi membrane; early endosome membrane. Bases 691 to 1623 code for a protein of 310 amino acids. Gene Ontology annotation, biological process: negative regulation of transforming growth factor beta receptor signaling pathway. The record is from RefSeq and is a predicted model, not a curated record. Gene Ontology annotation, molecular function: R-SMAD binding.